Molecule: messenger RNA, 325 nt
Organism: Staurois parvus
Lineage: Eukaryota; Metazoa; Chordata; Amphibia; Anura; Ranidae
Source: the annotation of a GenBank genome assembly
CCGGACUGGAAGGGGGGGGAAAGUGUCCGGACUGGAAGAGGGGGGAAAGUGUCCGGACUGGAAGAGGGUGAAAGUGUCCGGACUGGAAGGGGGGUGAAAGUGUCUGGACUGGAAGAGGGUGAAAGUGUCCGGACUGGAGGGGGGUUGAAAGUGUCCGGACUGGAAGGGGGGGAAAGUGUCCGGACUGGAAGAGGGUGAAAGCGUCCGGACUGGAAUGGAGGGUGAAAGCGUCGAGUCGCUCCGGACAUGAAGUGACAGCAAUUGGCAGGAUGGAGCAUUGUCACCCUAUCACAGGAAGUGCCUAAACAUGGCAGGAUCACAAAGG